Pyricularia pennisetigena is the source of this 1152-nucleotide messenger RNA. RefSeq lists its product as uncharacterized. The record is from RefSeq and is a predicted model, not a curated record. The transcript has a single exon. Gene Ontology annotation, cellular component: THO complex part of transcription export complex. Bases 1 to 1152 code for a protein of 383 amino acids. Lineage: Eukaryota; Fungi; Ascomycota; Sordariomycetes; Magnaporthales; Pyriculariaceae. Gene Ontology annotation, biological process: mRNA processing.
AUGGCGCCCUUCCAACUCCUCGACCCCAGGGAGGAGGAGGAACUCCAUAAAUCACGCCUCCUUAACAUCGAGGAGAAGCCAUUCAAGCGAAUUACGAAACGCAUGCAGACGCUUCACGCCGCUGCAAGGUGGGGAAAGCAACCGGCAUCAGCAAACGCGACAACGAUAGCCAGCCCGACCGCCGCCGAGACGAACCAGAAUGGCACCACCACCAGCCGACCGCCGACAUCGGGCGGCGCACCAGCGCCGGUUUCAGAAGAGCUGCAGACCCUCCGCCAGGAGCUGACGCUCGACUUCGCCGCCUUCGACAGCACGGUCGCGCGGCUGCAGUUCCUGAUGCGGGCCAACGAGGAGGAGCGCCGACGGUACGGGGAGGACCGGGAGCAGAUCCUAGCCGAGUGCGAAGAUGUGCGGAGCAACACGGCGUCGCUGCGGACGCAGCUGGACGAGGCGCGCGCACGGCUCGAGCAGCGCAAGAAGUUCGACGUGCUGGCCGAGAGCAUCACGAGCAACCGUAUGCUCAAGUCGCGGGCCGACCAGGAGCGGAACCUGUCCAAACUGGCCGAGGAGUGCGCGCAGCUGCAGGAGGAGAUCAGCCAGAACACCACGACGCUGCGCGAGCGCAAGGACCAGUUCGAGCGCAUCAUGGACGAGGCCCACCGCCUGCGCAGGCAGAUCCGCGACGAGAACGACGAGGUCGACAGGAGAGAGGGUAUGGGCGAAGACGAAGGAGGCGAGGCUGACGGCCAUACACCGAGGCCCGGCAUCGCCAGCGGCAACGCGACGCCACUCCCCCAUGCCGUGCCGCAGAGGGCCCUGGCCGGAUCUACGCUGGGCAGUAGGACCCCCGCGAUGGAGAGCCCAGCUCCACAGGACUCGCUGAAGCCGACCCCCGACCCGGUAGGGAGCUUCAGCCAGGGCGGCGGCCGGAGCGAUAGCCAAGACGGCGCAGGGGCAACCCCGGCGGCCUCGACGGGCGCAGACGCCCGGAAUGGCGAGGGCGAGGGCGAGGACGUUGACAUGGACGAUGUAGGCGACAGGCAGGCUGGCGAUGAUGGAACCCCAAGAAACACCGACGCCCAGGGUGAGGGUACUCCGCGGAUCAUGGUCGAUGGUCCGCAAGUUGUGGAGGAGAAGAUGGAUACUACCUAG